AUACAUUAUCUUUCUCUCCCCACAACGAAAUACAGACAGCCAAAUCCUCUCAGAAAACAAUAACGUUAACUUAUCUACGUGAAACCUGCAACUGGUGGUAAUGAAUUACACAGCUCAGAGAAAAAAAAAUACCCAGAAAAUACUCCAUCCAGCAUAUUCUCGUUAGUCGAGCGGUGCUGUAAAUCUGAAAGCUUGAUACUUUGGACGUCAAAGUACAGCAAUCGAGCAAAUUUGUGCACAAAUACCGUAUCCGAAUGGAGGGGACUGAUGGCCGAGGGCAGACGGAGCAGGAGGGCAGGCGCAGCGGGCAGAGAAGGAAAACCAAGCGGGGGUUUCGUCGUGCUAGUGGCGAUGCCGGACGAGGAGAGUUGAGCUUGGUUGUGAGUGAGGGGAAUUGUUUGGUCCUGAACGAGACGCCAUAGCCGAUGCUGACGAGUUUGAGGCUACGACCCCGGCCGCGCGGCGCCCACGAAUGGAACUCCAUCACAAGGAGCAUUCCAGCCAGGUGACGCACGCGCGGUGUGUGGAUCAUUGUUGCAGGCUAUGGAGCUCCCAGAAGCUAUGGGAGCUGCGCCAUGGACGCCAUCCUCGCAAGUGGGUAUCGUAGAGGCACACGGUAGGGUCUGGUAGGGGGGUAGCAGCGAAUCCAGUGAUUUGGCACCGCGAAAGCUGUUGCGAUGAUCAGUGGCUUGCCAAUCGGGGCUGCCGAUGGGGGCCCUGGACCGUCGUCGCAAUCUCCUCUGGAGUGGAAAUUCUCCCAAGUGUUCGGUGAGCGCGCCGUUGGUGAAGAAGUUCAAGACGACGAUAUAAUCUCAGCUAUUGAGUUUGAUAAAUCCGGGGGGCAUCUGGCAACUGGAGACCGCGGAGGGCGUGUUGUGUUGUUUGAGAAAACAGAUGCCAGGGAUCAACGCACACGAAAGGAGCUGGAAAAGACAGACCAUUCAGUGCUAAGGCAUCCAGAGUAUCGAUACUCCACCGAGUUUCAAAGUCAUGAGCCCGAGUUUGAUUUUUUGAAGAGUCUGGAGAUAGAAGAAAAGAUCAACAAGAUCAAGUGGUGUCACACUGUUAAUGGUGCCCAGUUCCUACUGUCCACAAACGACAAAACGAUUAAAUCAUGGAAGGUGACAGAGAAGAAAACGAAACAACUGUCUAACUUGAAUGUGGCUCCUGAAAUUCGUGGGAACAGAAGUGUAAUAUCCAUCAACCUGGCAGAUGAUCUGAACAGUUUUGGGCCUCGCCCGAAUCCCACCUCUUUUAGCAUUGGCUCCGACUUUCGGUUUCCUCCUGGGGGAAUUCCAGCUCUGCGUCUUCCUUCGGUUUCCAUCAAUGAGACAACGUUGGUUGCGAGAUGUAGAAAAGUGUAUUGUAAUGCUCAUGCAUAUCACAUCAAUUCCAUCUCGACAAACAGUGAUUGCGAAACGUACAUAUCUGCGGAUGACUUGAGAAUAAAUCUUUGGAACCUCGAAGUGAGCGAUCAGAGUUUUAACAUUGUUGACUUGAAGCCAGUAAACAUGGAAGACCUCACAGAGGUUAUAACAUCAGCGGAGUUUCACCCCACACAUUGCAACUUGCUUGCAUACAGUAGCAGUAAGGGGUCUAUCCGACUUAUUGAUAUGCGCCAGUCGGCUCUUUGUGACAGACAUACCAAGUUAUUUAUGGACGUUGAACCCGCUGGGAAUAGGUCUUUUCUCACGGAGAUCAUCGCUUCCAUCUCUGACAUUAAGUUUUCAAGGAAUGGUCGGUACAUUCUGAGUCGUGACUAUAUGACUUUGAAGUUGUGGGACUUGAACAUGGAAGCGUCACCCGUCGCAACUCUGAAAGUCCAUGAGUAUCUGCGGCCGAAGCUCUAUGAUCUGUACGAGAACGAUUCCAUCUUUGACAAAUUUGAGUGUUGUCUAAACGGUGAUGGCACACGUGCCGCAACUGGCUCCUACAGCAACUUGUUUCGCGUGUUCGAGACAACCUCUGGAAGCGACGAGGCCUCCAUCUUAGAAGCCAGCAAGAGCCCCAACAGGCGAAAUGCAACGCAGUCGUCCAGAUGCGGCAACCGGCUGGUCAACUUCGCCAGAGGCCGUCGUGACACUCGCCGAGGUGGGAAUGAGAUGGUGGGUGCGGAGAACGGUGUGUAUGAUUUCACGUCCGAGCUUCUGCACCUGGCUUGGAAUCCUGCAGCCAAUUUGAUUGCGUGCGCUGCAUCCAACAGCUUGUACAUGUACUUCGCCUAGCGCACAUCACCAGCAUUGCUUCUUCUUCAUCGUCUUCAUCUUCUUCGCAGUAAAUUUACAGCAUCCAUCACCGACACUGCAUCAUCUCCAUCUUCAUCGUCUUGUCGGUAAACUAGUAGCAUCCUUCACACACUUUUCAUCUUCUCCUUUUUCUUCGUCUGCUUCAUCAUGUUCAACUUCUUUUUAUCUUCAUUUCAUGGUAGUAUUUGUGGAAAGUACUCUUUGUGGGUUGUAUUGAGGAUUGUAGAUGCAUCUUGCUUGGUUUGAGGGAGCGCAUUAUACACUGCAUUCUUGUGUGCUUUCCACGGAUCUGGUGGUCAAAUAUAUAUUUUUGCAUUAGGAAAGUGAAAAAAGUGAAAAGGUAAAACAAUGCCAAACUUGGAUCGUAUUGUCUACUGUAAAACAAGUUCAUGUUUUAGUGGCAAGCAAUCUAAACAUUGCCUGUGGGUUAGAUUAUGGUUGGUGUAGUUGAGCAAAUUUAUUUGUUUUGUUUUUAAUUUCACAAGAUUGAUAAAAAUCUCAAGUACAUAAAAACAUUUGAGGUUCUUGUUAUUUACAUAAAGAAUUAUUUCACUUGAAA
Messenger RNA from Physcomitrium patens, 2805 nucleotides. Its product is annotated as serine/threonine protein phosphatase 2A 55 kDa regulatory subunit B beta isoform. Gene Ontology annotation, cellular component: protein phosphatase type 2A complex. NCBI's taxonomy places the organism in Eukaryota, Viridiplantae, Streptophyta, Bryopsida, Funariales, Funariaceae. The record is from RefSeq and is a predicted model, not a curated record. Gene Ontology annotation, molecular function: protein binding; protein phosphatase regulator activity.